CUGGCUCGCACCGGCACCGACGCAGCGCAUUCUCAGAGGCUAUUAUCUGGCUAGAUCCUCCACACUUACCCUUAGCUUUCUUGUCUUAUUUUUCUACCUGCUUCCCAGGUUCUCGAUUCUCUUUAUACAUCCUAUAUAAAGAAUAACACUACUUAUACCCUUAACCCCCCUUUUCCCCGUCGCUAACAUCCCUACUCUACUGCCGAACCUAUUCCUCUUUCCCUUGACGGAUCACUCUUCGGGUAAUAAUAACACACUUGUAGAACCCCCUUCUAGACCACUUAAGAACCAUGUCUAUCCCAAAAUACGACCACGAACCGCUCACCGCCGCGCUCUUCCCGCUCUUCCUAUUCGGGGUCGUGUUCGUGCUGGCGAUGGUAGCGCUACUCGCCGGCCCUGGGCCGCGGCAGCGGUCGGCGGAGAGCUACCACCUGCUCGCGGUGCGUCUCCCCCCGGGCCCAGGCCCGCGUUUCCAGGUCCCGCGCCGGCUAGCGCAGCCGCGGAUCGACAUGCCGAGUUUUGAGCGAGACUUAUUAGCGCUCACGCCGACGUCCGCCUCCGCCGGCGACGGCGCGUUCGGGGGGUGGGGAGACGUCCGGAUCGGGCCCGACGCCGCCGACGGUCUGGCGCGCGAGCUCCGGCUCACGCGGUGGUAUUACAGCGUCCGCGUCCUGACGGCGUGCGAGGGCGCCUGGUACUGCACGACGAACUGCACGACGCUCAUCCACUACAACCAGACCACUACACUACAGCACGCACCCGACCGCAUCCCCGGGCCCCCGUGGGCAGCCGCCGCGGCGCACGUUCCCCAGCGCUGGCGCUGGCGCUGA
This is a messenger RNA of Durotheca rogersii, 830 nucleotides long. RefSeq lists its product as uncharacterized. Lineage: Eukaryota; Fungi; Ascomycota; Sordariomycetes; Xylariales; Xylariaceae. Bases 291 to 830 code for a protein of 179 amino acids. The transcript is spliced from 2 exons. The record is from RefSeq and is a predicted model, not a curated record.